UCUCUGUGAAUGAUACACAGAAUUAUGUGUGUUUACCUGAGGCUACAGAUCAAAAAGAAAUAAAGACAAUAUAUGGCAAAAUAGAAGAGUCUCCUGAAAAGCCUUCUGACUUUGAGCCUGCCAUUGAAAUACAAAACUCUGUCCCAAAUAAAAGCUUAGAAUGGAAGAAUAAACAAACAUUGAGAGCAGAUUCGACUAGCCUAUCAAAAAUGUUGGAUGCAGUUCCUUCUUGUGAAAGAGCACGGGAACUUAAAAAAGAUCACUGUGAACAACUUACAAGAAAACUGGAAAAAAUGAAAAACAAGUUUUGUGUACUACAAAAGGAACUAUCAGAAGCAAAAGAAAUAAAAUCACGGUUAGAGAACCAAAAAGUUAAAUGGGAACAAGAGCUCUGCAGUGCGAGAUUGGCUUUAAAUCAAGAAGAAGAGAAGAGAAGAAAUGUCGAUAUAUUAAAUGAAAAAAUUAGGGAAGAAUUAAGAAGACUCAAAGAGCAACAUAGGAAUGAGUUAGAAGUGAAACAACUUUCACAGGCUCUCAGGAUACAAGAUAUGGAAUUGAAGAGUGUAACAAGUAAUUUGAAUCAGGUUUCUCACCCUCAUGAAAAUGACAAUGCUCUCUUUUAUGAAAAUUGCAUGUUGAAAAAGGAAAUUGCCAUGCUAAAACUGGAAAUAGACACACUAAAACAUCAACACCAGGAGAAGGAAAAUAAAUACCUUGAGGACAUUAAGAUUUUACAAGAAAAGAAUGCUGACCUUCAAAUGACCCUAAAACUGAAAGAGAAAACAUUAACAAAAAGGUCAUCUCAGUAUAGUGGGCAGCUUAAAGUUCUGAUAGCAGAGAACACAAUGCUGACUUCUAAAUUGAAGGAAAAACAAGACAAAGAAAUACUGGAGACAGAAAUUGAAUCAUACCAUCCUAGACUGGCUUCUGCUUUGCAAGACCAUGAUCAAAGUGUGACAUCAAGAAAAAAACAAGAACUUGCUUUCCACAGUGCAGGAGAUGCUCAUUUGCAAGGAAAAAUGAAUGUUGAUGUGCGUAAUACAAUAUGUAACAAUGAGAUGCUCCAUCAACCACUUUGUGAAGCUCAAAGGAAAUCCAAAAACCUAAAAUUUAAUCUCAAUUAUGCAGGAGAUGCUCUAAGAGAAAAUACAUUGGUUUCAGAACAUGCACAAAGAGACUGCCGUGAAACACAGUGUCAAAUGAAGAAAGCUGAACACAUGUAUCAAAACAAACAAGAUAAUGUGGACAAACACACUGAACAGCAGCAGUCUCUGAAGCAGAAAUUAUUUCAACUACAAAGCAAAAGUAUGUGGCUUCGACAGCAAUUAGUUCAUGCAUGUGAGAAAGCUAACAAAAGCAAGAUAACAAUUAAUAUUCAGUUUCUUGAGACGAAAAUGCAACAUCAUCUCCUAAAAGAGAAAAAUGAGGAGGAUUUAAUUACAGUAACAAUUUAAAAGAAUGUACAGAUCAAUGUGAAAAAGAGAAAGCAGAAACAGAAGUCAUUGUGAGACAAAAAGAAAAUUGACUGAUCUCAAUAAACUGUGUGUGUCUGAGGCUUCACUAGAGGUUACAUCACAUUCUUCCUCUCUGAGACGUCAAUAGAGGCUACAUCACGUUAUCACAUUAAUCUCAAAGAUGAGAUACAGAAUUUAUUGAAGAAAUGAUUUCAAAUAAAAAAUCAAACUGAAGAUAGAAAAGAGAAAUUAAACCAAUGCAUUGACUUCACGCAGUCUCUGGAGCAUAAUUUGGAUCAAUAAAGAAAGAAAAAAAUGAAUUAGGAAAAGAAAUAACUGGAACUCAUGAGAGAUAAGCAGAGACCAGUAAGAAACUUGUGGAGAAACAACAGACCAGAUCUUUGUUCACAACUCAUGCUACGAGGCCAGUCCUAGAGUCACCUUGUGUUGGAAAUCCUAACAACAGUUUGUGUCAACAGAAAACUUUAGAAGAAAAAUUUAUGAUUUCUUCCUGAAGCCUAUAGACAUAAAAUAACAGUAUGAGAAACUACGUGUUCAAGCAUUCCAUGUAAAGCUACACAGGGUUCCCAUCUACCCUGAUGAUGCAACAGACAUCUUUCAAUCCAAC
This is a messenger RNA of Rhinopithecus roxellana (golden snub-nosed monkey), 2082 nucleotides long. Its product is annotated as ankyrin repeat domain-containing protein 30A-like. The record is from RefSeq and is a predicted model, not a curated record. The transcript is spliced from 10 exons. NCBI's taxonomy places the organism in Eukaryota, Metazoa, Chordata, Mammalia, Primates, Cercopithecidae. The coding region runs from base 210 to 1454 and encodes 414 amino acids.